AUGGUGAAGAUUUAUUGUCCUCGGUGUCAAGAUGUGUACACUCCCAAAUCCACUCGUCAUCACUAUGCGGAUGGAGCGUAUUUUGGAACCGGUUUCCCUCAUAUGUUGUUCCUGGUCCACCCUGAGUACCGGCCAAAACGGGCACCAAAACAAUUUACUGCCAGGCUUUAUGGCUUCAAAAUCCACCCCUUGGCUUAUCAGCUGCAAUAUCAAGCUGCAUCGGCGGUUACUGGCCCAAUGCGUGGGUUCCCGAAGCGAACGUAG
Messenger RNA from Dicrocoelium dendriticum, 264 nucleotides. The record is from the annotation of a GenBank genome assembly. Lineage: Eukaryota; Metazoa; Platyhelminthes; Trematoda; Plagiorchiida; Dicrocoeliidae.